Triplophysa rosa is the source of this 2096-nucleotide messenger RNA. It is a transcript of the gene stxbp1a, whose product is annotated as syntaxin binding protein 1a. Gene Ontology annotation, cellular component: plasma membrane; secretory granule. Gene Ontology annotation, biological process: vesicle-mediated transport; neurotransmitter secretion; intracellular protein transport. Gene Ontology annotation, molecular function: syntaxin binding. The transcript is spliced from 20 exons. The coding region runs from base 98 to 1909 and encodes 603 amino acids. NCBI's taxonomy places the organism in Eukaryota, Metazoa, Chordata, Actinopteri, Cypriniformes, Nemacheilidae. The record is from RefSeq and is a predicted model, not a curated record.
UGCUGAGUGAGGUGCGCACCAUCUCACUAUCAGAGACAGGGGCGGAACGCAGCAAGAGGAGAGAGAGGAAAAGAUACAGCGAACACACAGAAGCAUCAUGGCACCGAUUGGAUUAAAGGCGGUCGUUGGCGAAAAGAUUAUGAAUGAUGUCAUCAAGAAGAUAAAGAAGAAGGGAGAGUGGAAGGCUCUGAUUGUGGACCAGCUCAGCAUGAGGAUGCUGUCGUCCUGCUGCAAAAUGACUGAUAUCAUGACAGAGGGCAUCACCAUUGUUGAAGACAUCAACAAACGCAGAGAGCCUCUACCCUCACUGGAGGCUAUUUACCUGAUCACUCCUACGGAUAAGUCCGUGCAGACUCUUAUCAAUGACUUCAAAGAUCCCCAUUCUGCGAAAUAUAAAGGGGCUCAUGUGUUCUUUACUGACUCUUGCCCGGAUCCCUUGUUUAAUGAAGUGGUGAAGAGCCGGGCAUCCAAAACCAUCAAAACCCUGACUGAGAUCAACAUUGCUUUCCUGCCGUAUGAGUCCCAGGUGUUUUCUUUGGACAACCCUGACGCCUUUCAGAGCUUCUACAGUCCUCAUAAGACACAGCUGAAGAACCCUGUGAUGGAGCGACUGGCCGAGCAGCUGGCCACUCUCUGUGCCACGCUGAAGGAGUAUCCUGCUGUACGAUACCGAGGGGAGUAUAAAGAUAAUGCCACUCUGGCUCAGCUGCUUCAAGACAAACUGGACGCCUAUAAGGCCGAUGAUCCCACAAUGGGAGAGGGUCCGGACAAGGCCAGGUCUCAGCUUAUCAUUCUGGACCGAGGUUUCGACCCUGCCUCUCCCGUCCUGCAUGAGCUCACUUUCCAAGCUAUGGCUUACGACCUGCUGCCCAUCGAGAAUGAUGUGUACAAGUAUGAUUCCGGCGGAAUGGGUGACUCUCGUGAGAAGGAAGUCCUGCUGCAUGAAGAUGAUGACCUCUGGGUGGGACUACGACACAAACAUAUCGCUGAGGUCUCUCAGGAGGUCACACGAUCCCUGAAGGAGUUCUCUGCCAGUAAACGGAUGAACACUGGGGAGAAGACCACCAUGAGGGACCUGUCUCAAAUGCUCAAGAAGAUGCCACAAUACCAGAAAGAGCUCAGCAAGUACUCGACCCACCUGCAGCUGGCUGAAGACUGCAUGAAGCACUACCAGGGAACCGUGGACAAGCUGUGCCGUGUAGAGCAGGAUCUUGCUAUGGGAACUGACGCAGAGGGUGAAAAGAUCAAAGAUCCCAUGAGGGCGAUCGUGCCCAUCUUGCUGGAUGCCAACGUCAGCACCUACGACAAGAUCCGCAUCAUCCUGCUCUACAUUUUCCUUAAAAACGGAAUCACAGAGGAGAACCUUAACAAGCUGAUCCAGCAUGCCCAGAUCCCUCCUGAGGACAGUGAGAUCAUCACCAAUAUGGCUAACCUGGGCAUCCCAAUCAUCACUGAUUCCACUCUCCGCAGGGGCAAAAAGCUCGACCGUAAGGAGCGUGUGAGCGAGCAGACCUACCAGCUCUCUCGCUGGACCCCACUGAUCAAGGAUAUCAUGGAGGAUGCUAUUGAGGAUAAACUGGACACCAAACACUAUCCGUACAUCUCAACACGCCCAUCCUCUUCCUUCAACACCUCGGCAGUCAGUGCCCGAUAUGGCCACUGGCACAAGAAUAAAACCCCUGGAGAGUACCGCACGGGCCCUCGUGUCAUGGUGUUCAUCAUUGGGGGCGCGUCCUUUAGCGAGAUGCGCUGUGCUUAUGAGGUCACACAGGCCAAUGGCAAAUGGGAGGCCAUCGUUGGUUCAACUCACUUGCUCACCCCAACCAAAUUUCUAAUGGACCUGCGACACCCCGACUUCCGAGAAUCCACUAGGGUGUCCUUUGAGGACCCUGACCCCUCAGACGAGUGAGAGGGAGAGAGAGAAACAGGGAAGGGAGGGAGACAGAGAUCACACUCUGACAAAGUUCAACCCAUAUUGUCUCCCCCACGGCGCUCCUUGACGCUCUCAAGGCCAUGAACAAACCCGACGAGGAGCAGACAAGCUAAAAAAACUUCCUCACCCCAACCCCACGUCUCAGUUACCCUUACUUCACCCA